Magnolia sinica is the source of this 2243-nucleotide messenger RNA. Its product is annotated as phytosulfokine receptor 1-like. Bases 91 to 2232 code for a protein of 713 amino acids. Gene Ontology annotation, molecular function: protein binding. Lineage: Eukaryota; Viridiplantae; Streptophyta; Magnoliopsida; Magnoliales; Magnoliaceae. The transcript has a single exon. The record is from RefSeq and is a predicted model, not a curated record.
UUGAAUUCUUCAAAAACCCAAAACUCUGAAAAACAAGGAUCUAUUCUUCUUCUUCUUCUUCUUCUUCUUCAAUCUAUUUCAAAGUCGAACAUGCUUCAGAGAGAUUUCUGGGCGUUCUUCGUUUUCCUAUGUCUUGCUUUCCAAUCCCACAUCUCGAAUUCUCAAAGCCCAAAUUGCAAUUCCAACGAUUGGAGAGCGCUGCAAGGCUUCCUGACAGGUUUGGACUCUACAAUUGAUGGGUGGGGCAAUGCUUCGUCCGAUUGCUGCAGCUGGGCCGGCAUCAACUGCGAGAUGUCUUCUACGUUAGGGGUCGAGGAUUCAACAGUCCUAGGCAAAAGGGUCAUCGGGUUGGAUCUUGGCGGGAGAGGAUUGAAAGGUUUCAUUUCUGAAUCCUUGUCCGGCUUGGAUCAGCUAAGAGUCCUCAACCUCUCUGAUAACAAGCUCACCAGCACUGUGCCAACAGAACUAUUUCAUUUUCAGCAUUUAGAGGCUCUUGAUUUGAGUCACAAUGACUUCUCUGGUUCAAUCAUGGCUGAUUCUGAUUUACCAAUGAUCCUGUCUUUCAAUGUCUCGAACAAUCAGUUCACCGGCAGGCAGCCGAUCCUUGCGCGGUCCACGAAUUUAGUGGCAUUCAUUAUCAAUACUAAUAAGUUCGAUGGUCCCAUCGAUGCGAGUAUUUGCGGCAUGUCGUCCCAGGUUCAGGUUCUUGAUUUUUCAUCAAAUGGGUUCUCUGGCAAUUUCUCAACAGGUUUUGGGAAUUGUAGGUCCCUUCUAGAGCUCUCUCUUCAUUCGAAUGAACUGAUAGGAAGUUUGCCAGACAGUUUAUUUGAGUUGGUGUUGUUGAAUGAGUUGAAGCUUCACAAAAACAGACUAUCCGGGCUGCUGAGCGAUGGAAUAGGUAAUCUUUCUAACCUCAUGCAUUUGGAUCUCUCAAUCAAUGAGUUUUCAGGGAAUCUGCCUGAUGUUUUCAGUAAACUUGGAAAGUUGGAGGUUUUUUCUGCUUAUUCAAACAGUUUCACAGGACCUUUACCCGCAUCCUUGUUGAGCUUGUCGUCACUCUGCUUUCUUAAUCUAAACAAUAACUCUUUUAGUGGCGGGAUAGAUCUUGAUUGCACAGCAAUGGUCCAUCUCAGCCAUCUUGAUCUCGGCUCGAAUCAGUUUCGUGGCAACAUUCCCAAUAGCUUAUCCUCCUGCACAGAAUUGAAGACCAUAAACCUUGCUAAAAACAGCCUCGAUGGCCAAAUCCCUGAUAGCUUCAAACACCUUCAGGAACUCACUUCCCUGUCGCUGUCAAAUAAUAGCUUCAGAAACAUUUCAGCGGCACUUGGGGUCCUACAACAAUGCAAGAACCUAACUACUUUGGUACUCACCAAGAGUUUCCAUGGCGAAGAAUUGCCCACAUAUGGAAUUCAAGGAUUCAAGAGCCUAGAGGUUCUUAUCAUUCCAAACUGUGGCCUUUCUGGUUCAGUUCCUCCCUGGCUGAGAAACUGUACUCAAUUACGACUGUUAGACUUAUCUUGGAACCACUUGAAUGGAAACAUCCCUUCAUGGUUAGGUAGCUUAGAUUCUCUCUUUUAUUUGGACUUGUCAAACAAUUCACUCACAGGAGAAAUCCCAGAAAGCUUGACACAAUUGAAGAGUCUCAUUUUCCCCAACAUCUCACAUGAAGAGUCUACACCUCCUGGCUUUCCGCUUUUCAUGAAAUCCAAUCAAAAUGCAAGUGGGUGGCAAUACAAUCAUGCUAGCAGCUUCAGGCCAUCAUUGGUUCUGAGCAGCAACGAGCUUACAGGACUGAUCCGGCCGGAAUUUGGGAAUUUGGAAUAUCUUCAUGCACUGGAUCUCAGCAAGAACUACCUCACUGGAGCAAUUCCAGGUGGUUUAUCUAACAUGAAGAACUUAGAGAUAUUGGAUCUGUCCUUCAAUAAGCUCGUGGGAGCCAUACCCUCUUCUCUAAUCAAGCUCAACUUUCUAUCAAGAUUCAAUAUAGCAAACAACGGCUUGUCUGGAGCAAUCCCUUCAGGAGGGCAGUUCUCUACCUUCCCACCUUCAAGUUUUGAGGGGAACACUGGCCUCUGUGGUCAACAUCUAUACCCUUGCCGUAUUGCAUCGAAGGAAACUGAAACUGCCCCAGUGGAGAGAAGCAGAACAGUCCCUGUCGAUUUGAGAUUCGGAAUUGAAGUAAUGUUGUAUCUUCAGCUUGUAAUUAUCCUCUACUUGGAAAGAUUAUUCUAAAACAUCUUAAA